AUGACUAAGUGUAAAAAAGCCAAAAUAAAUAUUAUCGAAAUGCAAAGCAGAAUAAAAAAUAUAAAAUUGCAUGUAUUAACAUUUGCUACACAUGAACAAGGAUAUUUCAAAACGUUACAAGAAAGUUGUAAAAAAUUAAAUAUAGAUUUAAUAGUAUUAGGCAUGGGUAAUAAAUGGGAAGGGUUUAUAAGCAAACUAAUAAAUGUAAAAGAAUAUCUUAAAAAGUGUAAUGAUAAAGAUAUAAUAUUAUUUGUAGAUGGAUUUGAUACAAUAUUUAUUCAGCCAUCUAAUGUCAUAAUAGAAAGAUAUAUAUUAAAUUAUGAUAACUUCUUUGUAUGUACAAGUGAAAGUGCAUAUUCCUCUAAUAUAUUUUUAUUACGAUUUAUAGAAAAUAUGCAUUUAAUUUUUCAUGAUAGUAUAUUUAAAUGUAAUUAUAAUACAAAAUGGGAUUCUAUCAAUAUUAAAGAUAAAUAUAGUAAAUUUAUUUAUUUUUAUAAAAAUUUAAAUUUAUUAAAUUCAGGAGGAUGGAUAAGUAAUGUCUUUUUAGCUAAACAAAUUUUAAGAUAUAUACCUUCUUUUAUUGAAAAUGAUCAAAUAUUUUUAACAAAUUUAUAUUUGGAUUGUGAAUUUUUAGCUAAUUUUCCUAAAAAGGAUACAAAUGAUAAUAAUAAUAGUAUUGUUGAAACACAAAAUGAUAAACAUGAAAAUGAUAAUAAUAAAAACUAUUAUAGCAAAAUAAUACUUGAUAACCAUAAUAUAAUAUUUCAUUUAUUUCGAAAACAAAAUAGUAUAAUACUUUUAAACUAUGCUGAUUGCGUGAAUUUCUUUCCAUUUAAGCCAAUUUUAAGGAUAUACUAUGAUGAAGAAAAUGUGGAAAAAAAAAAUGGAGAAAUAAUUGAAAAAGAAAAAUUAGCUGUAUCUUCACAUACAUGCUCUAGAAAAGAUAAAUCCACCUUAUAUUUUAUUAUAAGUUUUUUUAAAAACAUAUGGAAUAAAACAGAUGAAAAUAUAGGAAAAAUUGAAAGAACUUUGAAAAAAAUUCAAAUACUUAAAAAUAAUAACAAAAAUAAAAUUGAAUGCUUAAAUCAAAAUACUAUUUUAGAUAAUAUAUAUAUGGGAAAUACAAAUAGGAAAAUAUGUCAAAUAGAAAAGACAUUUAAUUAUUCAAUGAUUGAUACACAAACACAUACAUCACCAUGCAUACUUCAUAUACAUUGUCUUAGAAAUAUAGAUAAUAUUAUACUAAAUGUCGGUUUGAAAAAUAUAUAUAAUUAUCAUUGGUAUAGUAAUAUAUGGUACUUAUUUUAUAGUUUAAAAGGGACAAUAAAUUUUAAUUAUUUCAGUUUGUUAUUUUCUACAAUUGUAGUUUUUGUUACUUUUUUUUUAAUUAAUAUGAAAUAUAUAAUAAAAUUGUAUAUAUAUAUGAAUAAAAAUAUAUUAAUAGAUUAUAUGCAAAAAAAUGAAUAUUUUGACAAUAUUUUAUUUUUUUUAAAUGAUAUUGAAAUGUCUUGUUUUGCUUCUUUUAUUUUGGCUUGCUUAUUUUGGAUUUUCUAUGCGUUGAAUAAGUCCAUGUAA
Plasmodium berghei ANKA is the source of this 1575-nucleotide messenger RNA. Its product is annotated as procollagen lysine 5-dioxygenase, putative. The transcript has a single exon. The record is from RefSeq and is a predicted model, not a curated record. Lineage: Eukaryota; Apicomplexa; Aconoidasida; Haemosporida; Plasmodiidae. The coding region runs from base 1 to 1575 and encodes 524 amino acids.